Arachis ipaensis is the source of this 1593-nucleotide messenger RNA. Lineage: Eukaryota; Viridiplantae; Streptophyta; Magnoliopsida; Fabales; Fabaceae. The record is from RefSeq and is a predicted model, not a curated record.
AUGGAUGUGAGGAUGGAGUUUGAUCUAAGAGCAUGGAUUUGUGUUUCUGAACAUUUUGAUGUUGUUGACGCUACAAAGAAUAUUAUAAAACGGAUCUCUUGGGGUGUUUGUAGUCUUGACAGCUUUGAUUUACUUCAACAAGAUUUGAAGGAAAAACUGUUAGGAAAGAAGUUCUUCAUUGUUUUGGACGAUGUUUGGAGUGAAGACGCUGACAAGUGGAAUAGUUUUAUCACCCCUUUUCAACAUGGGAGAAAGGGAAGCACUAUUCUUCUAACUACCCGCAAGGGAUCCAAAAUUGUAACUCAUACCCUCUUGAGAAACUGUCGGAUGAUUAUUGUUGGUCUAUUUUUGCGGAUAAUAAAGAUUCAAUUUCAUCACAAUUAUUUUGUGAUGGAUGAUAUCUUGCAUGAGUUAGCAAUACAUCUUGCUGGAGAAUUCCAUUGCAACUUGGAAAACCUUGGUGAAAAUGAGGAGAUAAAGAUUCAGACUCGGUAUUUGUCCUUUGGAAUGUUGAAUAGUCGUAAUUCCAUUGCUAAAUUGGAAAAUCUAACGACAUCCUUGUGUGUGGACGAUUUGUUUAGCAUGGAAAGCAUAGCAUCAAAUUUAAAAAACUUGAGAGUUUUAUCCUUUUGUAAACUUGAUGUAUUGCCUGAAAUAAUAGGUGAAUUGAUUCGUUUACGCUAUUUGAAUCUCUCUUGGACAAAUAUUAAGACACUGCCAGAGUCGUUGUGCAACUUGUACAAUCUACAAACAUUAAUGUUGUAUGAAUGUACCAAGUUGACCAUGUUGCCUAGUGGCAUGCACAAGCUUGUGAAGUUAAGGCAUCUUGAUGUUAGGAAAACUCCUUUGAAAGAAAUGCCGGGAGGAAUAAGCAAAUUGGAAAACUUGCAAUUUUUAAGUAGCUUUGUUGCGGGCAAGCAUGAAGAUAACGGAAUCCAAGAAGUAGGAGGGCUUGCUAAUCUUCACGGAUCAUUUGAGAUUAAGAAGUUGGAGAAUGUUGUUGACGUCAGCCAAGGAAGGAGUGCAAGGAUAAUAGAUAAGACGCACAUCGACGAAUUAUGCUUGGAAUGGUCUUCAGCUGCUAAUGUGGUUCAAAACACAGAAACAGAAAGAGAUAUACUGGAGAGCUUGCAAGCGCACGAUGACUUGAAAGUGUUGAAAAUCAAGGGAUACAAGGGUACAACAUUUCCAGAUUGGUUGGGGCACUCUGCCUUCACCAAUAUGACAAGUGUAUCUCUGGUGUCUUGCAACAAUUGCUUCAAGCUGCCUUCACUUGGAGAGUUGUCAUCUCUAAAGUCCCUGCGCAUUGAAAGGUUUGAUCAACUCAGGAGUAUUGGCAUGGAGUUGUACAAGAACGAAGGGGAUCAUCAUUCUUCGCAUAUUCCACCAUUUCCCUCACUGGAGACAUUGGAAUUUCAUGAUAUGCCAUCUUGGGAGGAGUGGCACUUACCUGACUUUGAAACUUUUCCUCAACUCCAGAAGCUUCAGUUAACAAAUUGUCCAAUGUUGAAGGGCGAUAUGCUUAAUGGCAUGGUUUGGAAGUUCGCAAACUACAUAUAUCAGAAGUUCCAGAGGGAUGGAAUCAAGAGAUGA